Messenger RNA from Bacillus rossius redtenbacheri, 10938 nucleotides. It is a transcript of the gene Wdfy2, whose product is annotated as WD repeat and FYVE domain-containing protein 2. Lineage: Eukaryota; Metazoa; Arthropoda; Insecta; Phasmatodea; Bacillidae. Gene Ontology annotation, molecular function: protein binding; metal ion binding. Gene Ontology annotation, cellular component: early endosome. The transcript is spliced from 7 exons. The record is from RefSeq and is a predicted model, not a curated record. The coding region runs from base 89 to 1315 and encodes 408 amino acids.
AUUCGUGCCUCUACUCUCUGGUGCCACUGCUAUUUGUUUAUAAUUUACACUGGUUAAUCUUUCAAAACAGAUCGAGACAUUGUUGAACAUGGCGGCUGAAAUAAAGCCUGCUACAGUUAGUUCUAGCGAUAAAUUUAACAGUAAUAAAAAGCCUGUUCUCCUGUCAAAAUUAGAAGGAUGCAGUGAUGAUAUUAAUGCUGCAAUUAUAAUUCCAGGCGAAGAUGGUGUUGUUAGUAUCAGUGAUGAUCGGACUGUUCGAGUGUGGUUGAAGCGAGACUCUGGCCAGUACUGGCCCAGCAUAUGCCACUACAUGCCGGUUGCCGCGACUGCCCUGUGCUACUGUGCAGAGACCAGGCACUUGUUUGUGGGAAUGGAAAUUGGCGGCAUAUCUGAGUUCACGCUGGCCGCAGACCUGAACCGCAUGGCCCAUGUGUGCAACUACCCGGCGCACCAGGCCCGUGUCACCGGCAUACACUUUGCCCUGAACUGCGAGUGGGUGCUGAGUGUGGGGCGGGACAAGCAGUUCCAGUACCACUGCUCGGAGAGCGGGCGCCGCCUCGGGGACUACACCAGCGAGGGCUGGUGCACAGCUGUUCAAUUUGAUUCACAGUCGAAGCAUGCGUUUGUGGGGGACUACUCUGGCCAGAUUGCAAUGCUGAAACUGGAGAACGGCGGAGUGCAGCUCAUAACGACCUUGAAGGGACACAGUGGCAGUGUGAGAUCUCUGUCCUGGGACUCUGACAGGCAGCUGUUGUUUUCCGGCAGUUUCGACCAGAGCGUCAUAGUGUGGGACAUCGGGGGACAGCAAGGGACGGCUUACGAGCUACAGGGCCAUCAUAACAAAGUAUCGGCACUCUGCAGUGCAGGCUUGCAUCAGCUUCUGAUCUCAGGAGGAGAAGACUCAUGUAUUAUAUUCUGGGAUAUGUCCCAGCCAAGGAAAGAGACCCCGGAGUGGCACGAGUCGGACAGCUGCCAGCGCUGUGGGCGACCCUUCUUCUGGAACCUGCGGGCGAUGAUGGACCAGAGGCAGCUGGGCCUCAGGCAGCACCACUGCCGCUUCUGCGGCCGGGCCGUGUGUGACAAGUGCAGCGCCGGCCGCGCCACCAUCCCCGUCAUGGGCUUCGAGUUCGAGGUGCGGGUGUGUGAGCCCUGCCUCGCCGAGCUCAAGGACAUGGACCACACACCUAUGGCGAUAUUCCACGAUGCCAAACAUAGCAUUGUGUACAUGGAUUUGGAUGAACCUCGGAAGCGGCUUCUUACCGUCGGCCAAGACCGCCUGAUCAAGAUAUGGGACAUCUCAGCCCUGUUCCAGUGAAGACUGAAUCAUCGAAGUUCUCCACCCUUGUGAUAGGAUAGACACAAGUAACAUGCUGGCUGUAUGUUAAUGUGCGUGGGUGUGCGUGAGUAUGAUGGUAACGUUUUCCUCGUGUGUUCCGUGGUGCUGUCAUUUCGGAUAUUUGCAAGUUUUGUGUUGCCAUAGUUGCAUGCAUCAUCCACAGAAAAUUUAAGUUCUGUUGCAUAGGGGAUUAAAAUUUGUAUUUUUUUCUGUACUGUAUGUACUCAAAUGUAAGAAAAUUAUAUUUUACUAAACAAAGGUGUUUCAAAAUUCUCCACUUGUGGUGCUGUUGGAAUCACACUAGAUGUUUUCCAACUCACAUCUUUAGUUCAUGGUACCUAUUUACUGCACUGUGCACUGUGCACUUGAAUAGGUUCUUUAAAUACAGUUUAAAACUGUAACUACCUUAUUAUUGUGUUAGUGAAAAAAUGUUGAAGCAAUACAUACUUUUUUUUUGUUCUGUAACUUUAGAUAUUGUAUUUAUAAAAUAUUUAAUAUAUUUCACUAUCUUAAUGAAUUUAAAUGCUUUAAAUAAUUUCUUUAUCAAAGUUAAAUGCUUGAAUGUAUGUAUGUCUUGUCUGGCAUUCGAAUCAUGUUGAAUUCGAGUACCUAGGUGCAGUUUUUAUUCCUCUGUAUUACUAGUACAGACAACAAGCAUCUAAUAUUUCCAUGGAUUACCUUAAAAUGGGUAAAGUAUCUGCUCCAGUAAAAUAUUUACUGUCAAUGAGGUGAUAAAUGCAAUUAUGGUAACGUUUCAUGUAAUAAUGUUCUACACUAGAGAAAUCACAUUAUUUUUGAUUCAUUAGGCUAUUGUGACUUGUUAGCUUUACUGUAGAGUAUUUAAUUUUUAUUCCAUUGUCACUUGGUUUGUAUGUUUAAGACUGAAAAUACAUUAUACUGGUUGCAUGUGAAUAAAUAAUUGUAAUAUAUAGUGUGCAGGUUUAUAUUUGUCUUAAAAAAAGUAUAGUUUGAAAAUGCUUGUCAUGAUUGUAAUUUUCGCUUCCUAAUAUAUUCUUUACUAAAAUUAUGUAUUAAUGUUUGGUUUUAUUUUCUAUAUAUCAAGAAACAAUUCAUGAGUUAAGUCUUGAUCAUUUCUGAAUUAAUUUAAUUAGAGGAUCAGCUCAAUAGAAAGAAAAUUUAAAAAUGAAUACGGUGAGACCAUGUUAUAACAUUUGUUUACAUUUUCCUGCUUGUAAAUCUUGCUGUAGUUUACCCCAGAUUAAUUUCUUUCUGGAAUUUAACAAGGUUCAAAGUUUUCAUUUGUUUGAAGUUGUGCAUCACUUCAGAUUAAUGAUUCCACUACACAUUUUCUUCAUAAAAAAUUAUUUCCAUCCACAGUUUUUAUGAAUAAUGUACAUUAUAAAGUGCUUUGUUCUGGAAAUACUCAAAUGGACUUUUUGACAGAUUGUUAAUAUCAUCCUGCGUGUGGGAAUCUCUAAGUUAUUGAGUGAGAUGUUGCUAAUUUUUUUGUUGUUUGCUUGCUGCUGUAAUGAACAACUUGAAAUUGGGUUGAUCCUAGUAGUUCAAAUAAUGGCCGGUGGAAGCGCCACUGUCGGCUUUGGAACACAGAAUGUAAAUAAACAGUUGUUAAUGAAAUAAUUUGUAUUAAAGAGUUGUCAUGGACAAAAUUGUCAUUUGAUUUGAAUUCUUUCAAUGUUAGAUAUCAUUUAAGCUUUGUCAGUCAAUUGACAGCGACAUGCAGGAAGGAAAUUUUUGUGAAAGCCUAUUGCUAGCAAAACAAAGUAAAAUAUUAAAAUGCCAGAUUUAUUUAUUUAUUUUUUUCAUUCAUUGUGCAUUUGCAGGCACACAUACAAUUUUAUAAUAACGUAAUUCAAAAGUCAAUCUGUUCAAAAAUGGUAUUUAAACUGUGAACAUGUUGAAAUGGUAGUAAUAAUUCAAAUUGCUUCAACAUUGAACUCAGAAAUACCAUUUUCAGACUUGUGUCUAUUUUUACGUAAAAGCAGCUUCACUCCAAAAUUACAGCUUCUAGGCUAUAUUGCAGGUGUUGACGUGUACAAUUUUCAUGAUUUAGUUAUGAGUUUUUAUGUGGUUCAUGCGCUGCAUAAUUUGAUACAGAAAAAUGAAAAUGUAUAAUUUUUCAGACUUACUUGAUACAUUUGGUUUGUCUGUUACCAAGUUGUGUUAUAAUUAUAUAAUUAGGUAGUACUGGCUGUUAGGUUUAAGCUGCCGGUUCAAAUGCUUGGUUUUAAUCUUAGUUUUAGUGUUUAUUUCUCAAUUUAAAUGUAAAUAUGUAGCUCAUAGAAACAUGAAACUAUCUUUAUUCAGUAAAUAGUUCUCAGACAUAAUUAUUUUUAAUAUUCUAGGACUACUUACAUUUGAUGUGUAGCCAAGUUUUCUGGUGGGAAGGGGUGGUGUGGUUCAGUUUCCUUGAAGAUCUGAUAGUAAAAGGAACUGUCUUUAAAAAUAUUUUUCUGGAAUCUGCAGUGACAAAGUGUUUUGAGCAUACACACACGUGCGCUAAUUUUUUUUUUUAUAUAAAGAAAAGGUGUGAAACGCUAGUUUAGGCAUAAAAAUACAAACUCUUUAACAAAGAGGGUUGGAAAAAAUCUUGCACUAUGAUUUAAGUGCUCUAAUGGGAGAGUAUUAAAUGGUUUCAUGUGGCCACAUGCAGCAUUAGGCAGCGACUGUUGUGUCCCACAGAUCCUCCCCUUUUCACGUCUAUCACGUGACACCGUGCAUCAGAGGGUGGGUACCUCUGAUCGUCCAUUAAUGGUGCUUCUGAGAAUUUUGUUGUGGGCUAGGCCUCUGUGGAGUCUUAAGUUUCCAGUUUGCAUGUAAUAUGAAGAUAAUUAUUUAAAUGAUUGCUCACUUAGAGCAAAUUAAGAAUUCUUGAAUGAUCACAAAAAAAAAGAGAAAUUUUGUAUAUAUGACUUAUUUAAAAUAUAAUGGAAUACACUUUCUUGCGAUUAAUAAAAUUGUCAAAUAUGUUUGAACUAUACAUAUUAAAAAUGACAAAUGAGUAACAAUGAAAUUUGAAAUUUUUUUGUUCCUCUGAACCAAAGGAUGAAAGAAAAUAAACUGAGUAGGAAUUUAACUUGAUAAUGUUAUAGUUGGUUACCACCAUAUUCUGGUACAAGAAACUUGUCAACAGUGAACCUUGACAAAAAAUUUUUAGUCAUGCUGUGCACCAUUAAAUAGAAUGAAAAACAAAACCAUUAUGGUAAAAUGUGUGGCAGGUGCUUCUAUUUACAACCACCUUCUUUACUGGCCGAAUACCAAAGAGAUGAUGAUACAUGAGAUCUCUACUCAUAGAAAGUACAAUCUGUCACUAACGAAGGCUCACACGCCACUGAUGUAAGGCGAAGGUUGCUUACGCCGGCUGGUUAGUUGGAAGGGAAGAAUCACUGCAGCAUCUCAGCACUAGCAUCCAUUAUUGGAUUACAUGGUGCGCAAAUUUGAAUUUGCAGAUUAGAAUGCUUUCGGUUAUCCAAUGCUCUACUGUAUACCCGAACAUGACUAGGCACAGUAUUUUUAAAGCUAAAAUAAACUAGUUCAGCUCUAAAUUACUUUCUCCCUAAUAGUGCAAACAUGUGUGCUAAAUAAAAAAAAUGAGGGCAGCAAUUUUAAAGUACAAAAAUAAAAGUUGUUUCUUCUCAGUUUCUUGUCAACUAGAUAUUUGUGUCUGUUAUCAAUGGUAUAAAUAUUACCAAAAAAUGGUAUUCCACUCAAAUACGUUUUCCUUCAAUGUUUAAUGUCUAUGCAUUCCAAAAUUUGUUUAUUCUGUAAUUGUUUCCAGAACCAAACACAUGUUGACACUAUUCACUUCAGUACAAUAAUUGAUUUACUUUUGAAUGAACAUUUUUGGGAUCUAAUUUCAUAAUCUUACGACCACAUACAAAAGGCAUUCUCACGAGCCUAGUGAACUGUUUAGCAUGCGUUGAGCAAAGUGAAACGUUUACAUUUUUGUAAACAUAAACAAGUUUAUUUCACCCUGAAUCUAAUUGUAAUGUAAAUAGUGGAACUACUGUUCUUGAUAUGCUGACAUUCUAAUUUGGUGUAAAACAGUUUUUGAACUUUUUUGUUUUGUUUGAUUUAUAAACUUUAUUCAGAAACAACAUGGACUUUCAUUUUGGGGACACUGGGUACAGAACCACCUUUCCUAUUAUUUUCUUUCAAAUUCUUUCCUUUUGUUGUUGUGAAUGUGAAAUUUUUAUAGAUUUUUUAGGAUUUCAGGAGGGAUAUAUACAUUAUUUCUUCCCCUUGCAUACACCCCUGAGUGUAGGUUAGAAAACUGUAAGGUUCUGAAGUUUCAUGUAGGUCUAUGCCUGUCUCAAAUGUACUGUAAAUUCUCUGUAUGUACUUGGGGAUGUGUGUUGUUACUGUGCAUUAGUAGACUGUGUAUGUCAAUAGUUUUUUUUUUGUUGUUGGCAUCCAGCAUGUUUAGGAUAAUGUAAUCUUGUUUUCCAGUUUACAACGAAUUUAGAUUUUGCUAAUCAUGAACUUUUGUAACAUGUAUGGUAUCUGCAAAAUGUGUUUUCGCAGUUGAAAUACAAGGAAAAAAAUUAUAUGUUUGGUUAAUAUUAGCUUAAUUCAUUCUCAUAUCAAUGCUAUACGGUAGAAUCUCGUUAUAAAGUACAUCAAUAAAGCCUCAACUUUCAUACUUAGUAGUGAAAGUACUUUAUUCUGAAAGUCUAUAUAUUUACCUUUAAAAUGUAGUAUUUUUAAAUUUUUAAAAAUAAAGUAGUAGGGGAUCAAAUGAUACAUUAGCUUGGAAGCAAAUAUUUGUAAAACAACAAGAAUUAAAAAAAAAAUUACUGAACUUAAUUCAGUAGCCUAAAUUCUAGGCCUACAUGUACAAAAUUUAUAUCUGUCGAACACAAAAUGACAAAUGGGUUAAACUAUUUUGCAGAUAUAUACAUUUAUGGAGAUAGAAUUCUUAACGAUUCUUGUAAGGGAUAAAAAUUAAUAAUAAUGUACAUUUAUAUUAAAGAACCCCUGCACAAACACAGUAACAAUUAUGUAUGUAAAAUUUUCCUGAUAACUGGAAAAGAAUGGUCGCUGUAUUGAAAGGUAGGAUACGUUUUUAAUGUUAAAGUGAAAUAUUUUUACAUUGUUUACAUUGGUGUUUUGAGCGUGAAUUUAAAACAUACGUUGAACUGAAAGAUACAUUAUUCUGAAGUACGUUGUAAUGGAAUUUCACUGUACAUCAUUCUCACCACAUGUGCAUGAUUAAGCUUAAUGGUUAAUAUCUGUUUUGUAUCGAUUUAAACUUGGGGAUGUUUUGAAAUUAACUUCACUCUAUACUGAUUGUCAAUUGUGAAAUUAAUUAGCCUCAAUUCUAGUUAAUACUCCAUAACACUUCAAAUAAUGAUGAUCAUAGAGUGUAGAACAAAUUUUACAUAAUGAAAAAAACUAAAAUAAAGUCAAAUAAUUUUAAUGUGAAGUAAUUGAAUAAAAAAAUUUUUUUUCCAAAAUAAUAUAUAUAAAUUUCUACAGGUAACUAACUCAACUGCUGUAAGUAAUCUUACUCUCCAUUUUUACUGCAUUUAGUUAAUUACCUACCUAAUUUGUAAAUAAACAUGUGAAGAUGUGCUGUACAUUGUAUUGAUGGAGCUGUGCAAACUGGUUUUUUUAUUUGUUCCAGCUGAUAAUUUACCACAAAUUACUAGAACCAAAUUUUUGAGAUAUCAAACAGGCCUAGGUCUAACUGCAUUAAAAUUUUUAUUUUGUUAAUACUUAUAACAGUUUUAUAAUAAGUCUUAACUUUUACACCAAAAUAUUUUUUUCAACAGAAUCAACAAAGUACAUAUAUUUAAAAUAUUUCACAAAUACUUGGAUUCGAAAAAUCAAAUCUAUUCAUUCUACUAAUUUUGUAUUCGGAAUAAGGAUAAUUUUUUUUAUUAAAUAUAAUACGGAUAGCACAAUUCUUUUGUGGCACAGAUAAUGGGCACUUGCUUCAAGAUUUAUCUUUUGCUUUUUGAAGCAACAUGACAUGAAAGAAAGUCCAGAAUUAUACCACUUCACUCAAUGUUAUUGGUAAGUAAACAUUUAAAAAUGUUAAAAAAAAAAAAAAAAGGUGUUUUUUAAUAUAGAAGAACCACAUCUUCUAUAUUAGAUUAUUCUUUCAAAAAUUACAUAGUAUAAUUGGUUAAGACCACCACUGUUUGCACAUGAGGAAAAUAGUAUCUUCAACAUUGUUUAUGACAGUUUCUUGCAUAUCAUAAAAUUUUAUUUUUAUUCUUCAAUGUUUUGAGUAUUAUUAUAUAUUUUUUUGGCCUACUGUCUCAUGUGCACAAACUGGUUUCUUGAUGUGCAAGUGGAAUGAACGUGCUGUUUCCGAAUAACUCAGCCUGAAGGAUCCUUGAGAAAUGCAUAUAAAAGGAUAUCAGUCAUUGUCAGCCAUUUGUUCGUCAUCCGAUAGUUGCAAGGACCUUACAGAAUCACCGAUUUCGUUUAGGGACAUAUUACCCGUGUACUUUGGUGCAUCUCUGGGGCCUUGCAGGUGUUUGUGACACUAUAUUUGGUAGAAAUGUAAAAAAAUUCUUGUUUAGCCAGCGAACUGCUGUCUAAACCCUUCGAUGUUUCUUAAUACUGUCAAAUAAUUAACUUGUACAUGUAAAAUUUGAAAAUUUACCUUAAAAUGAAUGUGUUAAAAUUUGUAAAUUUAAAUGACUGCUGAAAAAGCAUUUCUUUGUUACCAAGUUGUGUUGGCUUCAAAAGAUUUACAAUACCCUUUUACGCUAGUCUCUCUAAAUGCAGCCGUGAAAUAAAAUAAUCCUUAGAUUAAGGCUAAAUUGCUAAAGUGCACGUCUUUACUAUUCGGAAUCAGCAAGUGAUUACCUAAUAUUUUCUCAGUUUGUUUUCUUUUUGGCUAAGCCAGGUUAGGUAGUGGUGGUCUACUGAGUGUUACAACAAUGGGAUAGUAAAUAAAAACAGGCCCCACAAAUUGUGCUUGUAAUAUUUAACUAUUUAAAUAAAAUUACUCAUUUAUUUUUGAACCUUGAUAUCUGGAUUUGGAUUCAAGGGAUAAAUUAGAGGUCCUGUUUGUGAUUCUAAUUGGAGAUUUGUCUUCUAGAAAUUUGGGAACUGACCUAUCAGUAAUUAUGUAUUGACUUUAUAAACAGUAUUACCAUCAUUCAUUUUUACACCGUAAUUGUCAGUUCUCUACAUUACAUCCAAUAUUUUAUAAAUUAUUCCAGGUUUCUUACACUAAAUUAAUGUUGCAUCCGUGCAUGUAAUGGGGAGUUUGUUAAUUUGUUAUAAUAUGGCAUAAAGUGUGCAUUAUUUAUUCAACAUACCAUCUUAAUGUUGAAGUACAGCACAAUUUAAAAAUUUAGCCAGACAGGAAACAAUAGGUAAUGAUAAGCUGACAUAGCAUUCUGUGGUUAAUAGACUGAAUUAGAGCUUUUGUUAAUUUUGCCGAUCAUUAUGAUCAGCAAAAUGUAGCCGAUUAUUUGAGCUGAUCAUUGGUCUCCUACUGCAAACUUAUAACAUUGAAUAAUUAGGUACCUAUACCUAACAACUUUCCAUGUUUGUUUACGGUACUUUUCGGGAAGAAAAUUCAAUUAUUCAUUGAAAAAUAAUAGGAUUUAAUAAUUUAAAACUAACCACACACUAAAAAAAAAUAUACCAAUAAAGUAAACAAAUAGCGUGAGUUUUAUAAACAUUCAACAGUUACAUACCUAAGUAUCAAUUUCCACGUAUAUUUACGAUACUUUUGGUAAAAUAAUUUUCCAUUAUACUAUUUGCAAAGUUAUUUAUCAUUUACGAACCGAAAACUAUGUAUUUGUUUACCAUUUACGGCGACUGUUGUUUAGGUUGGUUAUGUGACGCCAGAGAAUAGAGUAACGCGCGUCGCGCGACGAAAUUCGUACGGAUUAAUGGCACUAGUAGUCUCGUGGUUAGUAAACAUCUACCUCUUCCAGAAUUCAUCUAUUUAGUUUUUUCUCGCUAAAUAUGGCCUAUUGAAAGUUUUGUUUAGCGAAAUUAAUAUUCUUAUCCUGUUUAGCAGGAAAUAGAGCUUAUUUUUCUUUUGUAUAAAAACCUGGUUGAUGAAGAGGUUUGUUCCCCAUUUAGUGGUUUUAGUAUUCACAAAUUAACUUACAAUCGGGCAUUAUUGAAAGUUUGUUAGCGGCACUGGGGGGAAGGAUGGGCAAUAAAAUUAUCAUCGCUGACGUCUACCGGCACACACAGAUCACAGAAUGACGGAGUUGUGAUUAGGUGAAGAUUUGGUUUGACCUUAUUACAUUUUAACGCAGUUAAUUGUGUGUGCGUGUGUGUGGUGAUUUAUAAGUAAUCAUGUCAAUGAAAAGUAUUUUUGUCUGGGAAUAUUUCACUGUUUAUAGUGAUCCAUCAAAAGCAAUGUGUAAUCAGAGGCAGUAGCGGAUCCAGAGGCUAAGGGGCUCAAGCCCCCUCCAAAAGCAUCUAGGUCCACUAUUGUUUUAGUGUUUGCCUUGAUAAAGCCUAGCCUCAGCUGAGUCAAGCCCCUCCCAAACCAAAAUCCUGGAUCCGCCACUGAUCAGAGGUACUUGAAAGGCUCUAAUCGGCUCAGAAGAUUGGCAAGAUCGGCAUCGGCAUGAUCGGCAAAAUAGGUGAUCGGCCCAGCUCUAGACUGAAUAUUAUCAAAGUUGCAGAAAAAAGUUGUUUGGGCAGGGAAGGGGUACAAGUACAGUACAUCAUAUUGUGUUGCAUACAUGAAGUAACAAGUGGGUGAGAGAAUGUUUUCAAAAUGCUUGUAUGCUUGUAUGCUUGUAUGCUUGUAUACUUGUAGCAAGUGUGUUGACUGCAACCUCCCCCAUCUUCUCUCUCUCCUUUCUAUCCCCAAGCAGCAGGAAGUCAUUUUUUUGAGAGCCAUGGGAAAAUGGUUAGGUUGGUUUGCACUGCUGUUUCUUGAGCCAUCUCACAGGUAACAGUUUCUCCAUUCAGUCAUGCAGACAUGCAUAAAAUUGGCAUUAGAAUAUUAGUUACAUAUUUCUGGUGUUAUGAUUUUGUGUUCCUCUAAGAUUUCCAGCAAUGAAUGAGUCUUACUCCAAAACUUUUCCCAAAAUUAAAAUGUUAUAGUUAUUCACAUCAACUUCAAUUAUUAGUCAGAAAAUAAAUUAAUAAUUAUUGUUAUGGGAUGAUUACAUUUAUAUAAAACUAUUUAAUUCUGUGUGUUCUUAUUAUAAAUAUGUAUAUACAUUUUAUGUUUGCCAGAUUAUCUGAGAAAUAUAUUUAUAAAAGUGUUGUUGAAGUAUGUAAAUUAUAGCUGUAGAAACACCACCAAAACUUUCUAUAGCAUAUCAUUAUUGGAUGUGUGUUGAAUAUGCAUGUAGGUCAUGUUAAAUUGUGAAACCUAGAUUAUUUGCACUAUGUACCUAGGUAAAGUUUGCAAUGAAAACAAAUGAUACAGAAUUGUAUUUUAUUAUGUAAUACCAUAGUUUAUAGAGUAUAAAUCUAAAUGUGUAUUAGUAGCAACUAAGAUGUUGUAUAUAUUUUGAGGCCAUUUAUUUAUAUUUAUAAUGUAUGUUUUCUUCUGAAUUUUUAGACUUGUGUAACACACAUUUUUUUUCUUACUAAGUACUCAGGAUCUGGAAUGAAGUGGUGUCCAGCUUGAAUAACAUUGCUAAGACUUGUAGAAAUAUUAUAUAUUUUUAGAGGAA